Phytophthora infestans T30-4 is the source of this 549-nucleotide messenger RNA. RefSeq lists its product as uncharacterized. The record is from RefSeq and is a predicted model, not a curated record. NCBI's taxonomy places the organism in Eukaryota, Oomycota, Peronosporomycetes, Peronosporales, Peronosporaceae. The coding region runs from base 1 to 549 and encodes 182 amino acids. The transcript is spliced from 2 exons.
AUGCAGAACAAUGCCGAGUUGCAGCGCACACUUAACGAGCUGUGCACGGAUCUCUUCGCUACCUCUGCAAUAGACAACUGCAGCUCCAUCCUGCAGUCCCUUGCGCUGCUUGCAGAGGCGUUUCCCCAUGCCCAGUCGCUUAUCGGUAGACUGCUCUCCCAACCGGAAGACAACCAAGAUCGACCAUGGCCUAUCACUGUUUCGAAGCUCUCAACCCUGUCGUCAAACUUUCUGUACAACAAGGAAACAGCUCGUAGCACGGUGUAUUUGUUGGCGGUAUUAGCGAACAACAACUAUCUGAACCAGCGUCGCAUCGUGCAGAAUGUAAUUGGUGUUAAACUAGAGAUUAAUCCCCGAAAACGUGGAGCUCUAGCAACCGGGAGUAAUCUGUACGCCCUCACAGUCCCUGUCACCGUCACCAACACGUACCGGAGAUGGAAGAAGCGUCAGCAAAAGCUCCAAAACUGUCGUUUACCCAGCGGCGUUCCUCCUACUCAUGAUGGGAUCCCCAUGCCCAACAUUUCCGCGACUUAUCGCGAUGGUCUCUAG